Aspergillus uvarum CBS 121591 is the source of this 2225-nucleotide messenger RNA. Its product is annotated as acyclic terpene utilization AtuA family protein. The record is from RefSeq and is a predicted model, not a curated record. NCBI's taxonomy places the organism in Eukaryota, Fungi, Ascomycota, Eurotiomycetes, Eurotiales, Aspergillaceae. The transcript is spliced from 2 exons. The coding region runs from base 298 to 2088 and encodes 596 amino acids.
CUCACAUUUUUGUGAUAAAUCGCUCGGAGCUCAAUUCCAGCCAAAGGCAUUGCCGACAGUCUGUGACCAUCAAAAACACCACCACCAAUACCUUCAGUUUCCCUUGAUUAUGGCUUCGCGUUCCGUUCGCAUCGCUGGUGAGCCAUGAGAGAGGCUGUCCAUUCGGCUCAACGCUGAGUUACCACAGGGGCGUCAGGUUCCGCGUCGGACCGACACUAUGCCAUAGCGGAAUUUGCACGCAAUCAUCCCCGUGACCCGGUGGAUGUAAUCACCGCCGAUUUCUUGAGCGAGGCCAACAUGUCCGCUGGGGCAGCCCGGCGAGUCGACCAGAUCCGGGCGCGGAAUGAACAGGUGCAACCCGGCCGGGGAUCGGCCAGCACUACGCCAGCGCCUGCAUAUGAGCCGUCAUUUUUGCUCGCCCUCGAGCCGGCCUUGGUCGACCUUGCCAAGCACAGGAUCAAACUGGCGGUCAAUGCAGGGAACGCCGAUACGGAGGGCCUCCACGACGCGGUUGUGCAGAUGGUGCAGGCAAAAGGACUGGACCUCAAGGUCGCUUGGGUGUCGGGUGACCAGGUCCUGUUGACCGUCCAAGAGGCGCUUUCGUCGGGCAAAUCCGACUUCAAGAGCAUCUACACCGGCCAGCCGUUAUCCGAGUGGCCCUUCGAGCCGAUCUUCGCGCAGUGCUACCUCGGGGGACUGGGGAUUGCAGCCGCGCUCGCCAAUGGCGCCGACAUCGUCCUCUGCGGACGAGUCUCCGACGCAUCCGCCGUCAUUGGAGCGGCAUACUGGUUCCACGGCUGGCAACGCAGCGACCUGGACCGCCUCGCCAACGCCCUGGUAGCCGGUCACUUGAUCGAAUGCAGCAACUACGUCUGCGGCGGGAAUUUCACCGGGUUCAAGAUGCUCGAGUCCCUCGGCCGCGACGGAUGGACCAACAUCGGGUACCCCAUCGCGGAAAUCUCUCCGCAGGGGCAAGUGAUCAUCACGAUGCAAACCUACGCGACCGGCGGCGCCGUCACGGUCGACACCUGCUCCGCGCAGCUGCUGUACGAGAUCCAGGGGCCCCGCUACCUCAACUCGGACGUCACCGCCCUGCUCGGCGACAUCUCCUUCGAGCAACUCGGCACGAACCGCGUGGCCCUGCGCGGCGUGCGGUCCGCAACCCCGCCCCCGACGACCAAGGUGGGCAUCUCCGCGCGCGGGGGGUUCCAAGCCGAGGCGAGCUAUUUCCUCGUCGGGCUGGACAUCGCCGCCAAGGCGCGCAUGCUAGAGGCGCAGAUCCGCCACGUCCUCGCCCCGUACUCCGACGCCUUCACAGCCCUAACUUUCUCGACCCUGGGGUCCGCGGCCGACGACCCGCGCACCCAGGACAGCGCCACCGUGACCUUCCGUAUCGUCGCGCAGGCCCGCACCGCCGCCGCCCUCGCGCUCCCCCGCUUCCUGUGGCCCAUCACCGACAACAUCAUGCAGGGCUACCCCGGCGCAACCUGGCACCUCGACACCCGCCAGGGCUUGCCCCGCCCGAUCUUCGAAUACUUCGUCUGUCUCUUGCCGCAGACGGCCGUCCAGCACCGCGUGCACCUGCCCUGGAAAACGGGUUCUGGUGCUGCUGGGCCGCAAACCGUAGACAUCGCUCCUCCACCACAAUCACAAGCCGCACCUCCCGCGCAAACGGACCUACCCCCCGCUCCCCCAAUUUCCGGUAAUGCCUCCUACGGCCCAACCAUCCGCGGCCCCCUAGGCUGGAUCGUCCACGCCCGCUCCGGAGACAAGGGCCCCGACGCCAACUGUGGCUUCUGGGUGCGCCAUGCGGACGAAUUCCAGUGGCUGCGGCGGGUGCUGACCGUGCCGACGGUGCGAGAACUGUUAGGCCCGCAGUAUAAUGAUCCCGCCACUGCCGCUUUCCUGCAGGUGGAGCGGUUCGAGCUGCCCAAUCUCCGGGCAGUGCACUUCCUGUUCAGGAAUUUGUUGGACCGCGGGGUGUGCGCGACGGUGACGGUGGAUUUCCUGGGGAAGAAUGUGGCUGAGUUUCUGCGGGCGAGGUUUGUGGAUUUGCCGGUUAGGUUUUUGGAGAGAGGGAAGUUGUAGUUCGCUACUUGUCCUGGGACUAGCAUUUAGAGGGGGUAGAUGUGGGAUUUCAGGUGCAGGGUCCAAGUUGAUGGAUCGGUUUAUAGCUGUGGAAUGGUGUUAUAUAUAGCUGGGAUAUAUGAUAGUACUGUACAUCG